Molecule: messenger RNA, 612 nt
Organism: Caenorhabditis remanei
Lineage: Eukaryota; Metazoa; Nematoda; Chromadorea; Rhabditida; Rhabditidae
Exons: 1
Coding region: 1-612 (203 amino acids)
Source: RefSeq, a predicted model, not a curated record
AUGGCUCCAAACCAAACUUUCGUUCUCCCCGCUCACUCUUCCGAUGGACAAUUCGACUCUGUCAGAACAAAAACCGUGGUCUAUGCGGGAAAAUCGAAGAAGACCAACCCAACCUCUCCAACCAUCUCCGAGGAGGACGUCUUCGAGCUGAAAGUCAAAAAAGAAUUCCCAGAAUACAUUGAGCGAAAGAAGGAUAAGUAUACUUGGAAGCAAUUUUAUUUGAAGCGAAUGGAGAAAAAACAGAAGAAACAAGAAGAGAAGAUGAAUAAGCUGGUGUCAAAAAUUGGAAAAUCCUCCGCACUCCAGCAAAAAUCAGCCCAUAAAACCAAACUUAUCGAAAUUGGUGGUUCAACUUCAGUCAAGAAAUUCGGUUCAUCCUCGAGACUCCACUCACUCUCCACCAGUCAAGCUAGCCAGAAAAGGCCGACCACUCUCAUUGCUAUCACUGCUUCUGUCACCAAGCCGCGCCAAGUUUCCACUAAUCUUCAGGGACCAACACAAAUUCGUCGAGUUUCUCCAGUUCCCGUCACCCGUACCUUCACUCCGCAUGGUGCUUCAACGAAGAAAACUGCUCCUCUCAUGCGCAAAGCUCUCCAGAUGAUGAAGAAAUAA